Molecule: messenger RNA, 4083 nt
Organism: Sceloporus undulatus (fence lizard)
Lineage: Eukaryota; Metazoa; Chordata; Lepidosauria; Squamata; Phrynosomatidae
Gene: ARHGAP12
Product: Rho GTPase activating protein 12
Biological process (GO): signal transduction; regulation of GTPase activity
Cellular component (GO): cytoplasm
Molecular function (GO): protein binding
Source: RefSeq, a predicted model, not a curated record
UGAGAUACAGGAGGAAGAAAAACCAUAAUGUGGCUAACUAUUCACCUGGAAAGGUGAACAUAAUUUUAAAGAGAAAUGGCUGACAAGAGUGGAAAAAUUCUUUCAGGUCCAUUAUACAUUGAAGUGGAAUAUGACUAUGAGUAUGAAGCAAAAGACAAAAGGAUUGUGAUAAAACAAGGAGAGAGAUAUAUCUUAGUGAAGAAGACUAAUGAUGACUGGUGGCAGGUGAAAAAGGAUGAAAAUUCCAAGCCUUUCUAUGUGCCAGCACAGUAUGUCAAAGAAGUAACCCGGAAAGCACUAAUGCCACCUAUUAAACAAACAAGUGUGCUACCAAAUAGCUCCCUGAAACUUAUGCAUGGUUUGCAGAGGUCAACAGAAAAUGUGAACAAGUCUUCAGAGCUUUCUAGUUUUGGAAAAUCUUCUCCGGUACAAAUGUCGGGACUAAUCCGGGAUGCCAAUCAGAAUCUGGGACCAAACAGUAGCCCAGGUCAGAAUACUGGUCUGAGCCUGGACCUUGCACAGAAUAAUGAGAAAUUUAAUGAAUUCCAGUUUCCUAAAGUUUCCAAUCAGAACAAGACCUUCUCUGUGUCUCACUUCCCUUGUUCUGAAUAUAUGGAAAUAGAAAAGACUAGCUUCUUGCAAGAGCUAUCCUGUGACUCUACUGGAGAAAGCUCAGAAAAAAUCCACCAGGAUUCAGAAUCUGGAGAUGAACUCAGCAGCAGUUCCACUGAACAAACACAGCCAACAACACCACCAAGCCAAGGAAGACCAGAUUCACCAGUUUAUGCUAAUUUGCAAGAAUUGAAAAUAUCUCAGUCUGCACUCCCACCUUUACCUACAACUCUUCCAAUCCAAAUUAAUGGGGAGUGGGAGACCCAUAAAGACUCGACAGGACGUUGUUACUAUUACAACAAAGUAACACAGGAAAGAACCUGGAAACCCCCACGUUUGACUCGGGAUCCAAGCAUAAGUAAAGGAGACUCUCUGAACCAAGUAGAUCAAGAGACAUUUUCAUCACAAGAAAACUCCCACAGGUCUUGUAACAGCCAGUCAGAUAGUCAGUAUGGUUCUCCUCCCAAAGGGUGGUCAGAAGAGUUGGAUGAACAUGGCCAAAUGCUAUAUACCAGUGACUAUACUAAUGAAAAGUGGAUAAAACAUGUAGAUGAACAAGGUCGGCCAUACUACUGCAAUUCAGAUGGGUCUCGAUCGGAAUGGUCAUUGCCAAAAUACAAUGCUUCACCACAGCAACAGAGGGAAAUAAUUAAAAGUAGGAGCCUGGACAGGAGGCUACAGGAGCCAAUAGUUUUGACAAAAUGGAGGCAUAGCUCAAUUGUGUUAGACACAAAUGAAAAGUUGCCAACUAAUUCUUCUGAACUUCUCUUGCCCAAUCCUGCAUAUUUGUUUCCAACAUCCCAGGAGCAAGAUUCUCAAGUUGCUUCAAAGACCACUUUUCCUGAAAAUGACUCCUCUCCUUCCUCACCAAAGCAUCAAGCCACAGAUCAAGAGAAGUAUGGAUUAUUAAAUGUGACAAAAAUUACAGAAAAUGGGAAGAAAGUCCGAAAGAACUGGAUGUCAUCAUGGGCAGUAUUGCAGGGUUCUUCAUUGUUGUUUACCAAGACUCAAGGAAGUGGGACUAGUUGGUUUGGGGUCAAUCAAUCAAAGCCGGAGUUCACAGUGGAUCUGAGAGGUGCAUUUAUUGACUGGGCUUCAAAGGAGAAAUCUAGCAAGAAAAAUGUGAUUGAGGUGAAAACACGACAAGGAACUGAAUUGUUAAUUCAGUCAGAUAAUGACAUUUCUAUUACUGAAUGGUUUAAAGUUCUUAGUUAUGCUAUCAGUAAUCAGACAGCAGAGUCUGAUGAAGCAUUAGAUGAUGAAGUGCCAGAUUCUCCUGGGACGGAAAAACAGGACAAAGAAAAGGACCAUAAAGACUCCAGGAAACUUCGUUCAAUAAAAAUGUCUGCCAGCAUUGAUUCUUCAGAACAGAAGAAAACCAAGACAAAACUGAAGAAAUUUUUGACCCGCAGGCCUACAUUACAAGCAGUCCGUGAAAAAGGCUAUAUCAAAGACCAAGUAUUUGGUUGCAAUCUAAGCAGCUUGUGUCAAAGAGAAAACACCACUGUGCCAAAAUUUGUGAAGCUGUGUAUUGAGCAUGUUGAACAACAUGGAUUGGAUGUUGAUGGACUGUACAGGGUUAGUGGUAAUCUUGCAGUAAUACAGAAGUUAAGAUUUGCAGUUAAUCAUGAUGAAAAACUGGAUUUGAAUGACAGUAAAUGGGAAGACAUCCAUGUUAUUACAGGAGCUCUUAAAAUGUUUUUCAGAGAAUUGCCAGAACCACUAUUCACUUUCAGUUAUUUCAAUGACUUUGUCAAUGCAAUCAAACAAGAACCUAGACAGCGUGUUCAUGCAGUAAGAGAGCUGAUUAAACAGUUGCCAAAGCCAAAUCAAGAUACCAUGCAAGUACUCUUCAGGCACCUCAAGAAAAUUGUGGAGAAUGGAGAGAGGAACCGAAUGACCUAUCAGAGCAUAGCCAUAGUCUUUGGCCCAACCCUAUUAAAACCAGAAAAAGAGACUUGUAACAUAGCAGUUCACACAGUGUAUCAGAACCAGAUUGUAGAGUUAAUUCUACUAGAACUGAAUUCCAUCUUUGGACGGUGAAUUUCUCCAGUGAAAUUGGGCUUAGUAAGACAACAGCAACUUUUUCUGGCAGAAAUGGCAUCUCUCGUGUACGUGAUGUAUUUUGUGGACCAAGCAGCAACUUGAUGUUUUUGCACUUUUGUGGGAGAGGGAAAAGAGUGUUUUGUUUUAGCUGAGUUUUUGUGGAAAGUACUGAAACUUUGAAUUUCUGUACAGUUAAUAUUGUGACUGCUUCAAAGUUUAUACAUUUUAGUAACACUUAAGCUUCGGAGCUGAUAUAGAUGUACACACUGGAGUCCAUAGUGAGAGAAGCUAAAUCUGAAUGUCAGUCUGGAUCAUCUGGAAUAACAUUUUACAUUUAUUUUUAACUUUUGGUUUCACCACGUGUUUUGGGAAGAUAAAACUCAUCAACUGACUUGGAAAACCAGCAAGGGCAUUUUUAGUGAAUAAUUUCAAUGUAUGCUUACAUGUUAAGCCUGUAAGAUAUUUCCUAUAUCUUGUCCACAGGGUUUUUUCAUUUGACAGAUUUAAAUAAUUGCUAACAGUGGCCAGUGAAAAUUCCUCGCAUGAGGUCUGCUUUUUUGGUGUUGAUGUUAUUUUAACUUUGUUGCACAUAUUCUUGCUGGUUCUCUUGAAUGCGCACUAGUAUUACUACAGAUAUAAACUGGUACAUAUAUCCAACGGAGGAUAUACUGUGGUCUGUGAUGAAUCAGAGCUUUCAACUAAUAAAGUUCAUUUUUUCCAGGUUAUGUUUGAGCUACGCUUUUAUCUGAAGUGAAAUCAUACCAAACAAUCCUACCUAAAGAUCAAUUUAAAGAGUACACUUGAUUCUUGGUAUGAACCUGUGGUAGUGAAUUGGGAUGUAAAUACAGAUUGAAGGACCUUAGAGUGUUUGGCUUUUAUAAUAUUUAUAUACAAACAGAACAGUCUCAGAAUACUUUCUAGUCUUAUAUUUCUAAUCAUGUGAAGAUUAGUAAUUGAUAUUGUUAUACCACCAAUGGUUUCUGAGUUUCAACAGAGUAAUGAACUAUUUUGAAAGCUGCACUUUUAAAUGGUAAUUACAUGUGCAUGCAAGUAAUUGUAAUGCAGCUGGUACUGGAAUAACACUGAGUGUCUUUGCUUAAAUAGUUAAUGCACUACAAGCAGAGCCUCUGAUAUUAUUUAAUAUGUACAGGAGCUACAUUAGGUAAAUGUAUUACAAAUUCUAACAUCUAUAAAUAGCAGAAUCUAUGUUUGAAUAGAUGGAUAUUUGGAUAUAAUGAAAAUGCUAAAUUUCAAGAUUCCUUUUUACAUUAAUAUUGUAGAAUGAUUUGUAAAAUAGGUUUCAGAAGAUUUUGUUACAGGAAACAUGGUCUGUGUAAGAUUUUUUUAAAAUGUAUUUUUCUAGACUAACUGCUGUAUCUGACAUUAUUGGAAUCUGAAUAAAUAAAACUGUUAGCUGUUUUGGAA